Molecule: messenger RNA, 3345 nt
Organism: Cavenderia fasciculata
Lineage: Eukaryota; Evosea; Eumycetozoa; Acytosteliales; Cavenderiaceae
Gene: cog1
Product: oligomeric Golgi complex component
Exons: 7
Coding region: 1-3345 (1114 amino acids)
Biological process (GO): intra-Golgi vesicle-mediated transport
Cellular component (GO): Golgi apparatus; COG complex
Source: RefSeq, a predicted model, not a curated record
AUGCAAGUGAAUAAGAGUAAUGAAGGAAUACCGAUUGGUGGCGGAAGGAACCAAUUGACAAGUUCCUCUUCAUCACCAUCAUCAUCAUCAACUACUCUCCCUUCUUCAACAAUGAAUAAUAGUACAAAUAAUAAUCUAUUAUCAUUGAUACCAUCAUCACAAAUCAAAUUGUAUGAUAGUGAAGUAACAUCAAUGUUUGAAAAGAAUGCACCAGAACAAAUGAAGACAAUAGAAUCAAAUACUAGAUUUGAAAUUGAAGACAAAAAGAUGCAAUUAAGAAGAUUAAUUGGGUAUAGAGAUUUAGUUGAAGGAUCAGAUUCAAUUGUAAAGAUGAAACAAUCAUGUGAAUCGAUAACAGAAAUGAUUGGAACUAUGCAAACAAGUCUAAAAAUGUUUAGUGAAAAGAGAUUACAGAAAUCAAAUAAUACAAAAAUAGAUAGUCAAUCUCAAAAAAAAGAUAUAGUAAAAAGAAAGAUUGGAUCAAUUGCAAGACAUUGUAGAUUUUUAAUUGAUAUAAGUGAAAAGAUUUGGAGAUCGAUUGAUCGAAAUGAAUACUUUGAAUCGUCUGUACAAUACCUAAAGGCAAUCUACUUGUACAAUCGAAUAAAGAGUGGAGGACAAUCAUCGGAAGAGAUCAAGAAACUUUUAGAUAAUUUGCCAGUGAUUGAAGAACAAUGGAUGACGAUUCAACAGUUUCCAUCAAAGACUGUAACAUGUGCAAGAGAGUUUUUAAUGCGAUCUACCCUCUCUACUGAACACUAUGUAGGCAGUCUGUCAUCGUUGGUCAUGUUUGACAAGAAAUCAGUGACCGAUGUAUUUGUAGAGUUUCUUCAUGUUAGAUCGCUGGCAUUUUCUCACAUUAUAUCCAAAUCAUUGUCGAGUCAAAAGAAACAGACAACUACUGAUUCGGCAACUGUUGUACUCACUGUAAAAUCAACGCUGGUCAAGAUGGUCGACUAUAUAAAGUCAACUCUCUAUCUGAUACUCAUCAUCUUUGUAGAUGAUACCUAUCAGUAUGAUGAUAACCCUCCUCCUCCCAUCCCAGCACUUUCAUUCACAUCAAGUGUACUAGAGGUUAAUUUCGAAUGGAAAACACCAUACAUUAAACAAUGUAUCGCUUUUUUAGAGGAGGUUCAAAAUGGUGGUGGAAAGAUAAGUGGACAAUGGUGGGAUGCAGAUCAAGAUGAUGGUUUAAGUAGUAGUGGUAAUACUGCUACUGCAGCAACUACAUUCUCGUCUACUAGUAAUAGAGAUAAUGUAUCAACACGUAUAAUUAGAGAAAAAACAUUGGAAUGGUUAAAUGAAGUACUUCAAAAGAUAAUAUCAACACAAAAAGAAGUAUUGGCACCAAUCAAAUCUGCCAAAGACCUUUCACUUCUCAGAGUUGAUAUUUUAGCAGAAUUAUCUGUUCUUUCACAACAUCAACAAGAAAAAAACAAUAGUAAUGAAAAAGUAGUAGAUUUAAUUGGAAUUCAAGUACCAAUAGAAGGUUGGAAUUGGGUAACUGUAGCAAAUAAUGUAAUUGGAAAGGAUUUGACAAGAAUAAUAGAUGUAUUGGAAGAAGUAUUUUUAACAAAAUCUGAAGGAAUCAUUGCCAACACCUUUUCAUCAAUCAACCUCACCUCGUUACUACAACACAAAAUGUUACUACUCAGACCAGAAGAUAAAAACUUUGGUACUUCAUUCUUGUGGACCCAGAGACAAGAUGACGAUACUGUCCAAUCGAUUCGUAACAAGACCAAUGGUAUUACACCACUAUCUGAUCACUUUUUACAACAAGUCAACCAAAUGUAUACCAAUUGUGUCUCUGACUUUGUCUAUCUUUUCCCAAGUAGCGAGCAAACAAAACUAAACGGUGGUGGGCUAAUGGCAUCGCCCGCUCCAACUCCUCGGUCAGCUACAUUAUCAACCAUGUCAUCGAGACUAUCAAUCCUUCAAAAAAGAAAUCAAUUCUCACAAACUCAAUCUAUUAUUGAAAAAUACCAAAUCAAGGAAAAUGAACUCAGAGAAUACAUGAGACAAUCUUUCCACAAUUCAAUCAAACAAUUUUGUAAUGAUAACCAAUCGACCAUCGUUUCUCUUUACAAAGAAAUCAAAUUGGAACAGCAACAACAAAAAAUUCAUGAAAUAUUAUUUAUUGCCAAAGCUUCAAAAUUAUUUUACAAACAUAUCAUUCAAAAUCCAAAUUUAUUUUUCUUACCAAUUGAUCAAUCAAAUAGUAAUAGUAAAAAUGAAACACCAUUAUCAUUAAAAAUAAUUGAAGAAUUGAAAAGUAUUUAUUAUCUUGGAUUUAUAAUAUGGGUUGAAAAUUUUAUUCAAAUUCAUUCAACAUCAUUACUUUCGACAUUACUAUCAUUAUCUUGGGAUAAUUCAAAUCAUCAAAAAACAAAGUCAUGGCAAUCAUUUGAAAUUCAGGCAGACAACCAACAAACUCAAAUUCAUAUGCCAUAUCUACCUUCUUCAUUUAUUUUAUCAUUCCUCUUUGAUAUUACAAAACAAAUUAAUCAAAUUAGUUUUAAUACUUUAGAUAGAAAUAUACAAAAAUAUAUUUCACAAUGUAUAGCAAAUCAUAUCUAUAAAAUUGUAUCACAAUUUUUGUCAACUAUUAAAACAACGUCAAAUAAUGGACCGAUUUCAAAAGAAGGUUAUAUACAAUUAUUACUUGAUAUGAAAUAUCUAUCAUAUGUAUUGUAUGGAAACAAAAAAGCUCCAAUUAUCAAAGAUCAAAGUUUUAAAAGAUCAAAAGAUUAUUUUGAUACUAUUAUCGUAGAAAACGUCGAUAAUCCUCAACAAUCAAUUUCAAAAACUUUUAAUGAUAUAAUACAAUUAAUAGAAGAAAAGGUAAUGAAUAUAAAAAUUGAUCCAAUUGAUUUAAGUUUAUAUAAAGACCAUAUUAGUAAAUUUGUAGAAACAUCAUAUUCUAAAACAUGGACAAUGUUGGGUAUUUUUACUCAAAUCCAUCGUACUGUUGCUAAACCAAUUGAACAUAAAUCGCCAACAAUGAGUUCUUCAUCGAGUAAACAAUCAUAUGAAAAUACAACCAAUAUAAUUCCGUUGAUUAAAUCCAAUGUUCGAUUCCAAUUAUUUACUAUAGAGACACCAAUAGAACAAACUCUUCAACCAACACCUACAACAACAACAACAAAUCCAACAACUCAACCAUCGUCGAUGAACCAAAAGUCCAAUACAAAUAUUGUCUCACCACCACUACACCAACAAACAACUGCAUCACUUCAAUCAGCAGCUUCUAAAACAUUCUCUCUCAUGGACUCAAUGACUAAAAGAUUUACACAAUUUGGAAGUGGUACAAGUAGUGGUCACAAUAAUAAUACUCAAAACAGAUAG